Penicillium samsonianum is the source of this 7154-nucleotide messenger RNA. Its product is annotated as type I polyketide synthase. Gene Ontology annotation, biological process: fatty acid biosynthetic process; secondary metabolite biosynthetic process. The record is from RefSeq and is a predicted model, not a curated record. The transcript is spliced from 8 exons. NCBI's taxonomy places the organism in Eukaryota, Fungi, Ascomycota, Eurotiomycetes, Eurotiales, Aspergillaceae. Gene Ontology annotation, molecular function: oxidoreductase activity; 3-oxoacyl-[acyl-carrier-protein] synthase activity; phosphopantetheine binding. The coding region runs from base 1 to 7077 and encodes 2358 amino acids.
AUGCCUGGCCGACCGACAACGACUUCUGCCCCUGCAGAUAUGGAGGGAAUUGCUGUCAUAGGAAUGGGAUGUCGAUUCUCUGGAGGAGCAACCUCCGUUGAGAACUUCUGGCAGAUGCUAUGCGAUGGGCGCACUGGGCAUGGAACAGUUCCCACGAGCCGAUAUGAAGCUUCGGCCUGGCAUCACCCCAGCUAUGAACGCAAAGGAGCGAUCAAUCAUGAUAGCGGAUUUUUCUUGCAGGAAGACCCAUCACGAUUUGAUGCUCCGUUUUUCUCUAUCACAGCCAAAGAGGCGGCGGGCAUGGACCCAGCACAGCGUUUGUUACUCGAAGUCGCAUAUGAAACAUUCGAAAACAGCGGAAUACCAAUAGACACACUUCCAGGGAGUAACACAGCAGUGUACUCCGGCUCAAUGACCAAUGAUUACGAGCUAUUGUCGACAAGAGAUAUCUACGAUAUGCCUCACAACUCAGCUACUGGUAAUGGAAGGACUAUGCUGGCCAAUCGUUUGUCGUGGUUCUUUGAUCUCCAAGGCCCGAGUAUCAUGAUGGACACUGCUUGUUCCUCGAGUUUGACUGCGGUCCAUCUAGCAGCCCAAUCCUUGCGAUCUGGAGAGUGUGGAAUGGCCCUGGUAACCGGAGCCAGUCUUAUCUUGCACCCUAAUUUUACACAAAGACUCUCCUACAUGCACAUGAUGAGUGCAGAUGGAAUAAGUCAUUCAUUUGAUGAGUCUGCAAAUGGAUAUGGCCGGGGAGAGGGCAUCGGUGCUGUGCUUUUGAAACCCCUCAGCGCCGCAUUGGCCGAUGGAGAUAACAUUCGAGCCGUCAUUCGCGGCACAGGAAUUAAUCAGGAUGGUCGUACUCCUGGAAUUACACUGCCGAGCCCAACGUCUCAAGCCAACUUGAUUCGUUCGGUUUAUGAACGCCAUGGCAUCUCAAUGAGAGACACUUCCUACUUUGAAGCCCAUGGCACUGGAACUCCGGUCGGGGAUCCCACAGAGCUGUCUGCUGUCGGAAUGACUUUGGGUCAGGCACGAACACCGACUGAUGAGCCAAUAUACGUAGGCUCAGUGAAGACGAAUUUUGGUCACACCGAAGGAGCCGCAGGAGUGGCGAGCUUGAUCAAAGUUGUUCUAUGUUUAGAAAAGGGCACUUUGGUGCCAAACGCAGGGUUCAAAAACAUCAAUCCCAAGAUCCGGCUCGAUGAUUGGCGUUUACGCCUGAGCGACAAAACGAUGCCCUGGCCGGACCAUCUUCCACAGCGGGCUAGUAUCAACUCAUUUGGAUUCGGUGGAUCAAAUGCACACCUAAUUCUCGAAAGCACCAAAGAAGCCUUCGGGGUCGAUGCUGAAGAUAAGGAGCCGGCUCCUCAUGUAGUGGUGUUUUCUACAUUUGACCAAGCUGGUAUCGAACGGGCCGGUCAAAAUUGGAGCACAUUCCUUCAACGUCAGCAACAGGCCGAGCAGGAUAUUCCACUGAAAGAUCUAGCCCAUACAAUGCUGACACGCCGAUCGCAGUUGGGCUUCCGCAGCUUCGCAGUUGCUAACUCACAAGACCAGCUGCAGAGCAUCUUAGACAAGGGACUCCCCAAGUUUUCUCGAGCUAGUCGCAAAGCCCAAGCAAGGCUUGCCUUUGUGUUCACAGGUCAGGGUGGCCAGUGGGCUGGAAUGGGCCGGGAGCUUUUGAGGAUUUCCACUUUCCGGGAAAGCAUAGAACGAUCACAAGACAUUCUUUCGUCCCUGGGAUGUCCCUUUGAUAUGGUGAAGGAGAUAAAGGCAGAGGCAAAAGACAGUCAAAUCAAUCGACCCGAUCGCAGUCAGCCUAUCACCUGCGCGUUGCAGAUUGCUUUGGUUGAUCUUUUGGCCAGUUGGUCGGUUUAUCCCAACGCGGUUGUUGGUCACUCUAGUGGUGAAAUUGCCGCUGGAUAUGCUGCUGGAUAUCUCUCCCACGCAGACGCUAUGCGAGUCGCAUGGUUCCGCGGUUUCUUUUCACAACAGAUCGCCCAGAGCGACAGACGAGGUGGUAUGCUCGCUACUGGUAUUUCUGCGGCUGAGGCACAGAAAUAUCUCAAGGAGCUGCCCCCACGUUCAGUUGUGGUUGCCUGCGUCAAUAGUCCUGCCAGUACCACCCUUUCGGGUGACGUGGACUUCAUUGAUCAACUUGAAACUAUGUUACAAAAGGAUGGUCACUUCGCCCGGAAAUUGCGCAUUGAUACAGCUUAUCAUUCCCCUCACAUGGAGGAUCUCGUUGAGGUGGUAGGCAAUGCCAUCAAUUGUAUCAAGCCGGAAGAUCGAUACAACGACUCGAUCCCCAUGCUUUCGUCGGUCACAAAAGAGCGCGUCUAUUCCGCCGAUCUUGGUGGAUCAUACUGGGUGCGCAACAUGGUCAGCUCAGUUGAGUUUACUGCCGCAGUGUCACAGCUCGCAAACCUGAGCGAGUCUAUCAAGUCUCGCAGACGCCCGGUUCCAAUCAAAUGGACUGCAUUGGUUGAGAUCGGUCCACACGCCGUCUUGAAAGGACCUGUGACUCAAAUUCUGCAGUCUGUCAACGCAAAUAUCGCAUCAUUGCCUUACCAUUCACUGGUUUCGAGGAACCAACAUGCUUUGCGAACAGCGUUAGAAGUUGCUGGGUCCCUUUGGAGCACAGGACAUACAGUAGACCUUGCCGCAGUCAACAGCAGUGUCGAUACUACAAGCCCAAAAAUGAUUGCUGAUUUGCCUUCUUAUCCCUGGAAUCACCAAACGUCCUUCUGGCACGAGCCGUUGGAGACAGCGCAAUUGAGACAACGCAAACAUCCCCGUCAUGAUAUUUUGGGAGCUGCCGUGGAUUACCAAAAUGCUUUGGAGCCACGAUGGAGAAACUUCCUUCGACUCUCAGAGAAUCCAUGGAUGGCCGAUCAUGUUGUCGCCGGAUCGAUUGUAUUCCCAGCCGCAGGCAUGUUGGUGAUGGCUACGGAGGCAGCCCGGCAACUAGCUGAUGGCCAGGCCAACAUCAAGGGUAUAGAAUUCCAAGAUCUUCAUUUCAUGCGAGGAGUGGUUAUUCCCGACGAGGAACGAGGCUUGGAAACUCUCCUUCAGGUGUCACCUCAUCCAGGGAUGCCGGGUUGGUAUCAAUUCGGAAUUUUCUCACUUCCCUCCGGGGGUGCCUGGAUUCAACACGCGAAGGGUGCAUUCAUUACGCGAUACGAGGACCGAGAUGAUGAUGAGCAUAACUCAAACUGGGAAGCAGCCUUGGAGCGCAUCAAGAAUACCCAAACAGUCGCCAAAAUGGCUGAUGUUAGGCAAGCACGUGAAUGGUUGUCUAACACAGGAGGACUCACAGUAGGACCGGCCUUCCAGACAAUCACUGGUGUUUCCUUCUGCGAUUCAGAGUCUCGUCUCUGGCUAUCCGGGGUGGUAACAGACACAAAACAAUCAAUGCCCUUCGAAAAGGAGUCAUCCAGUUUUAUCCAUCCUACAACUCUUGAUUGCCUCUUCCAGUCUGCCCUCUUGUCUUGCUCCGAUGCGCUCUCCAGCAACAACGCGAAUAUCCCUAUCGGAGUGGACAAUAUCUACAUCUCCAAUAAUUUCCAACCCACGCCAGGUGAGCAGUUUGUCGUCCACACAGAGACUAAGUGGCGAGAUGGAAAAUCGCGAUCCCACUGUGUCGCGUCGGACCCCUCCUGGUCACAGCCCUGGAUCACAUUCGAAGGUGUUCAUCUCGGUCGCCUUCCCUUCAACCCAAACUCUCAAAAGCAAGAGGAAGCAUCCUCGGAGAGCCGAUAUUCGUCGAUUGUUUGGGAUGAACACUUGGAGUCGCCGCUUGUCACUAGCCAAAUCCAUAACGGAAACAAGAAGAUGGCCGUGCAAGCCAGCAGUCUCCAGCUGACAGACUGGAUCAAGAGACUGUGCCAUACCAACGGGGAUGCCAAGGCACUGAUAACUACUUCGGACACAUCAAACUCUUGGAUCGAAAAUCUCCAAGAGCUGAUUCCAAGCGCCGGAAAGCGACCUUGCCUAGGAAAGGUCACUAUCGCUUCAUGGGGCCCCGAGAAUCAAGUGGACGGCAUCACUCCCGCAGAGAACAGUAUCCCAGGUACUCACCUGAUGCCCCUAGCUACUCUCAGCGAACUUCCAUCUUCCUCGCUCACUCAGGAUAAAUAUGACUUGGUGGUGAUCGAUGAACCCAAGCUGUGGGAGGACAAAGUGACUCAGGUUAUUCUGUCGUGCCUGCCUAGCAUUCUUGAACACGGAGGCUUGGCAGCAAUGCGCGUGUCAGAUACCGAUUUGGACUCAGCAGUGGAGAAGUUACAGCGAUUCGACGGCCUCGAGAUACACAGCACGACCGAGGAUCGCAAGUUUAUCAUCGUGCGCAGGACGCCAGUCUCAUGGACAACAGACUCUGAGAUCUACGUUUUGAGUCCAGCAGACAAUUCCAACUCAUUCCCUGUCUUUGAGCACCUGGAGAAGAUCUUUGCCACCCAUAACGUUCGCCUCGUGCCUGUUGGAUUGGAACAGGUGGCCACACUAGCAGGUAAGACUGUGAUUUCGUUGCUUGACUUGGCAAGUCCCUGGGUAUCCGACUGGACGGAAAGUGAUCUGGAACGUCUCAAAGAGCUGAUCCGAGUUCAAUACGUUCUUUGGGUGUCGCCUUCCUGGAGCCAAGGGGCUGUUGAGAAUAUUGGAUCCGGUGCAACGGGCGGCCUUUUGCGAACACUACGCAAUGAGCAGUGGAGCACUACCAUCCCACACCUAUUGGUGGAUGUCGAAGAUUUGGAAGACCAAUUCGGACUAGCUUGUGGCAUUCUACAAGUCAUGCAGCUCACGACGCAAGAGAAUUCACGUCGGCCAGACUUGGAGUAUCGUCUGGCAAACGGACGGCUGCUAGUUCCACGGGUCCUCGAGACCCCAGCGGUGGAUGUGGCCAUGCACACUCUGGUGAACGGCCCCAGGCCUGUAAUGGGGGACCUGAAACUUGAUCCAAGGCCUCUCGAAUUGAAGUUCCAGGACGCAGAUAAUGCACGCUGGGAAGAACAACAGCUCGAAGAGCAACUUCGGCCAGACCACACUGAGAUCAAGGUUGAAAUGGCCACUAUCUUUGAUCUACAAGGGGAUCAGGGGAAGACACCAGAGACAGCUCUUCCAAUGUUCGAAAUUGUUGGAAAGGUAACUCGUAUCGGAUCUGAUGUGCACGACUCGUCUGUUGGCGAUAAAGUGCUAACCCUAGCAUCGACAAACUCGGGACUCUCGACAACAAUGCGGGUUUUGGAAAGUGAUACUAUCAGAAUUCCUGCAAACACCGACCCUUCAAAGGCGAUAUCAACUCCUCUCGCGUACCUCAACGCUUAUCAAAUCCUCACCCAAGUCGGUCGCCUCAGCUCAAGUUCCUCGGUGCUUUUGGUUGGGUCAAUCAGUCAAACUCUCCAGGCCAUGAUAGAUUAUGCCCUUGCCAUGAAAAUUCAAGUCAUCGUGGCAACUGAUUCUCCAGAUACCACCGAGAGUCUUCGCUCUCGCUACCCAGCAUUGGCAGAUCGAAUCCUGGGCGUUCACGGUAGCCUGGAAACGAGCGUGUCCAGGCUGACCAAUGGAUGUGGAGUGGACGCCAGCAUUUGCUUCCUUGGCGGGUAUGCGGGUCGGAAUGCUGCAAGGUGUCUGGUCCAAGGUGGACAGUACAUUAAUCUGUCUAGCGAGAUGAAGCUGAGUGCUCUUCCAGAAAGCUUCAUCGACAGUGGCUGCACGUUCUCUUCUCCAAGACUGCAGAAAAUAUUCUCGGAGAAGCCCGGUAAUCUCCAUGCUUCAGUUCGGCAUGUGAUUGACUUCAUGAAGCAGCAUCGGAUGUUGGACCGUGUGGAAUCAUAUUCCAUUUUCCCUGUUUCUGAUGUUCAAGGAGCUUUAAAGCAUUGCAAAGCGAACAACACCCGAGCUAUCGUGGACCUUCGGGCUCCUGGGAGAGUCCCCAUUGUGCUGCCACUGCCAGAUCUUACUGGCUUGCCAGCGGAAGGUACAUAUAUCCUAGCAGGUGGGUUGGGCAAUCUAGGCCUUGCGCUUGCCGAUACCUUAGUGCAGUCUGGGGCUCGCCAUUUGGUUUUCCUUGGAAGAUCUGGCGGGGCACAACCUAGCCAGCAGGUAGCCCUUGAUCUUCUUCGCGAUCGCGGGUGCUGCAUAGAUGUGCUACGUUGUGAUAUCUCCCAACCGGGAGACAUUGACCACUUGUCAUACAAGAUCCGCAGCAAAAACUGGACUGUCGCAGGCGUGAUUCAGUGUACAACCGUUCUGAAGGACGCAAUGUUCGAGAAGAUGACUUUUGAUGAUUGGACCCAAUCCACACAGUCCAAGAUCCGCGGAACACUGAACUUGCACCAUCUGUUUUCGGAGAAGGAAGGCUUGACUUUCUUCGUGGCGUUGUCUUCCGUGGCCAGUGUCAUUGGUAAUAUGGGACAGGCUAACUAUUCUGCGGGCAAUGGUUUCAUUGAUGCUCUCAUGGAAUGGCGACGCAAUCAUGGUCUUCCAGGUCAUUCUAUCAAUAUCGGCCUCGUGCCAGAUGCCAGUGGACUCAGUGACAUUUCCGAAGACGAAGAGCAACGCCGCCGCCGAUACAAACAUCUUGAGGGCACAGAAAUCAUGACCCAUGAGCUCCAGACCUUGCUUAGAGUGAUCAUUAACAGCAAGCUUCCCCUUCCGUCUCAGAUCAUUGCUGGCAUGACCGACUCCCUGUCUCGCAGCAAUGCCUCUACUGGCUGGGUUCUCGAUCGAAAGUUUGAUCACCGGCUUCGUCUCGCUGUCGAGGAUACGAAGGAUUCUAUUCAGACCAGCACCUUACUUAAGGAGUCUGGUUCCAUCGACGCUGCAACUGAGAUUGUUCUUAACACUCUGAGUGAAUAUCUAGCAGAUGCAAUGGCUACAACCGCUGAUGCUAUCGACUCAGAUCUACCGUUGUCCGCUUUGGGUGUUGAUUCCCUCAAAGCUACAGCCGUCCAAAACUGGGUCUCUCGUGAACUGGGGGCAGAACUGUCCUCUUUCGAAUUUCUUGGCUCGCAACCUACCAAGGCGUUAGCUAGGAAAAUUGCUUCGACUAGUUCAUUUGUCUCAGUGCCGAGCUGAAGAACUGUCUGAUAAUCCAUACUGAGAAUGGUUUAGCUUAAGACGACCUUUUACUCAACCAUCGGAGUUUCUUGUUU